AUAGACAGAGCUGUCUUGAUUAGAGAGAACAAUUAAAGCCUUUGUGCUCUGUACUUCUGCAUUUGCUCCUUUAUGUCGCCCCCCUCCUAUCAGCAUGCAGCUCAAACUUCAGUGUCCAUGCUCAGUAAGGCCUCUGUACAGAGACAGAAUAGGGACUAUGCAGCCUCUCUCCUCCCCUUUCUUCUGCUCUCUGCCUCCCUCACACUCUGUAACUAGUUUGCGUCCCCUGACAGGGAGCCUGACGUCACAGGUGGCUGCACAAACCUCCCUGCGGCGCUUUAUGCAGCAAGAUCAGUUUAGGAAUUGAAAGUUGAGGGAGGAGGCAUCAGGUGUGCACGCAAGGGAAGAGAGGGGAGUAGAGUAACAGCGGAAGGAUGAAUGAGAGCUGCAGCGCUGGACAUGUGAUAAGAGGAGCACGAACUGUGCUGCAUCUGUAACAGCAUGUCAAGAUCACAUAUAAGGACUGCCUUAUGACGGAGAUUGACUUGCAUUUAUGGUCUGGAGCUGGAUGGACAGCAGGGCAAAAAGGGCUUCUACUAGUUACUCUCUGGAUGAAUGCAUAAAGGUCAAUUUUGAUCCGGCCGGACCAUGACUGGCAAGCAGGGGAGGAAUGGAAGGUCAAUGUGCAAAGGCCUCAUCCUGGGAGCGCUCCUGACCAGCAGCAUGAUCCUUAUUUACUGCCUCUCUAAUCCACACAUCCACCUCAGUGUGCCAGAUGUCCCAGUACCUUACUCCUGUGCCCACCGGCCAUCCCAGCCGCAGCCCAAGCCAUCCAACACUUCCCAUAAAUCCACCAGCCAGUCCUGCCCUCCGAAAGUUGACAUCAUGUUCAUGAAGACCCACAAAACAGCCAGCAGCACCUUGCUCAACAUACUUUUCCGUUUCGGAGAGAAACAUCGACUCAAGUUUGCCUUCCCAGAUGGCAGGAACGACUUCUUCUAUCCAUCCCUGUUCCAGCGUUCCCAGGUUAAAGAUUACAGACCAGGAAUGUGCUUCAACAUUGUCUGCAACCACAUGCGUUUCAAUGCUCCUGAAGUGGCCAAGCUGCUGCCCACAGACACAUCCUACAUCACUAUCCUGCGAGACCCAGCACAGCUUUUUGAGUCGUCGUUCCACUACUUUGGCCGACUGGUGCCGUUCACCUGGAAGAUCCCAGGAGAGGAUAAGAUAACAGAGUUCCUGCUCAACCCUCAAAGCUACUUUGAUCCAGAGGGCUUCAAUUCGUUCUACCUCAAAAAUCUGCUGUUCUUUGACUUUGGACAGGACAACACCCUGGAGAUCAACGAUCCGCGGGUGGACGAGGGAAUCAAGUUUAUCUCUGAGCAUUUUCAUCUGGUCAUGUUGGUGGAAUACUUUGAGGAGUCGCUGAUCCUGCUCAAGGAAGCUCUCUGCUGGGAGAUGGAUGACUUGUUGUUCUUCAAGCUCAACGCUCGCAAAGGAUCCACUGUGUCUAAACUCAGCCCCGAGCUGAGGGCCAAGGCCCUCGAGUGGAAUGCCAUCGACUGGAAGCUAUACCAACAUUUCAACCGAACAUUUUGGAACAAAGUCGACACCUACGGGCCGGAACGCAUGGCUAAGGAUGUGGCAGAACUCAGAAGGAGGAACCAAGAGAUGGCAUCCAUCUGCAUCGAGGGAGGGCGCGCUGUGGAAGCCAGCAGCAUCCACGAGACAGACAUGCAGCCCUGGCAGCCAAUCGGAGAGAAGUCAAUCUUGGGCUAUAACUUAAAGAAAAACGUGGACAAAGCACAUCAGAAGCUGUGCCGUAAGAUGUUAAUGCCAGAGAUUCAGUACCUAACAGAACUUGGGGUGAACUUGUGGAUUACCAAAGUUUGGGGCCAUGUUCGAGAUAUCAUCAACUGGUAACUUUGAGCAAGACCGGCAACGCUGAUAUUAGUAGAAUGUUUUAAAGGAAACUAAAGUGUGUGACUGGUGGGAGGACAGGGUGAAAACUCUCGCUUUUGGUUUUUAACUAAAAAGCAUGUUGGCUUCAAAAGACUGUGCUGUAAUUCACCCGAUGGGUGCUUUAAAAAGUGUUCACUUCACAAUCGACAAACACUUUUACCCGAUACACCAGAAAUGUAGUAUUAUUCUUCUCUGUGAGUUGAUUUUAAGGUGUUCGAAUGCUUGAAUGUUUUUAUGAAAUGCUUCUGCAAACUGCGAGGUUAAUUCUCUAAGAUCUUUGAUGAAAUCGGUCCUAACCAUUUCCAUCCCUGCAUUUUUUUAGACUGUCUGAAAACAGCAGAUGAAUUGUAAUUAAUCAUGAACGCAUUAAACUCCAACUCUUUGGUGUUCAGCCUUUUAAGUGGAAGAUUUUAUUUUGAAAUUAACUAUAAAGUGAAGUGUUGUGACAAAUGGUGGAACGUAGGACAAGUAUUGCAUCUUAUUUCACUGUUUAUGGAAAGCAAAUUUCCCCAAGAUGUGCAUAGAAUUUUCCGUAACACUUCAAAAAUAUUUUUAUGUUUCAUGACAAAAAACAUUUUUAUUUUUCCACAUGAACAAAAAAGCUAUACUGGGGUUGCUCAUAACUUUUUAGCUUUCUUGGAAUUAUCAGUUGUCAGAAGACAAAAAAUUGACUUAAUUUUGAUAAGUAAUCUACUAUCCACCAUUUAUCGCUCAUAUGAGAAAAUCAUAUUAAAAAACAUAUAUAGAUUUGAGCCAUCAAGAACAAACUAUAUGUUUUAUUCUUUUGAAAUUAUUUGUUUUGCUUUUAAAUGAAAUGUUUGCCUUUGUAAUAAUUUGCAGUCCUAGCCCAUUUCUGUUUUCUGCCUGUAUCAUAACGGUAAGCAUUAACACUUCCUGCAUGCAAUUGUUUCAACAAUUAAUAAUGUGUUCCUUCCUGUCAGCUCUGCAGUAAACUGUUUGCUUGAUGCUCACUAACAGUGUUAAACACGUGUUUAUCAGUACAGUAUGCGUAGCUUUGCAUUGAUGACCUGCAGCAACAAAAGAGAUUCAGCCAAAUAAAAAGAAGAUAUUUUUCUUA
This is a messenger RNA of Nothobranchius furzeri (turquoise killifish), 2980 nucleotides long. It is a transcript of the gene gal3st1a, whose product is annotated as galactose-3-O-sulfotransferase 1a. Gene Ontology annotation, cellular component: membrane. Gene Ontology annotation, biological process: galactosylceramide biosynthetic process; myelination. NCBI's taxonomy places the organism in Eukaryota, Metazoa, Chordata, Actinopteri, Cyprinodontiformes, Nothobranchiidae. The record is from RefSeq and is a predicted model, not a curated record. Gene Ontology annotation, molecular function: galactosylceramide sulfotransferase activity.